AAAACUCGAUACGCGGGGUCGCACCAAAAUGGUGAGACCCCACUGAGAAUAGUAAAAAAGCCAUUCGUGAGAAAAUAAUCCAACCCAGAGUGUCUUCUUCUCCUCACACGCCGUCCAACGGUACCUCGCCGGUGCCAUCUCCGACAAUUUUUUCCAAGGCAAGUUCAGAUUUUGCAUCCUCUGGCGAUUUGUGUUCAUUUUUUAACCAUUAUUGUCUUCUUUCAUUGAAUGAGCUUCCCCUUCAAAUCUCACCGUUGUCUACCUUAAUCCCUGGUCGUCCAGACCAAUUUUCAUUGCCAGAAAACGGUUGAUCUACCGUUCAAGGCGUUGUUCUUCCAUAUCGACAGCCACUUGCGUUCAUUUUAACGUCGGAGCUCCAGAUCUGGCUUCCUGCGUCUGCCUCUUCCAGAUCUGGCGUUUUAUUUUUGAUUUGUUUCAGGUCAUCUCAAGCAAACCAAGUAGGGGAUUUUUAGCCUGAGGUAACACUGAGGAUUUGAGGUUGAUAGUCCCGAAACUAUCAUAUUAUCAUCAGGUCUGUGAACAUAUUCAUACUCCUGGUAUGCAGUUUUAAAGGCCAAUAUCUGAAGUGAAAAUCUCUGACAUACGCCAUAGAGUGAAGAUGGUGAAGUUGACUAUGAUAGCUCGUGUUACUGAUGGCCUUCCACUGGCUGAGGGACUAGAUGAUGACCGUGAUAUAAAAGAUGCUGAAUUUUAUAAACAGCAGGCUAAGGCUGUAUUCAAGAACUUGACAAAGGGCCACAAUGAAGCUUCAAGAAUGUCAAUUGAAACUGGUCCUUAUGUUUUUCACUAUAUCAUUGAAGGCCGUGUAUGUUAUUUGACAAUGUGUGAUCGUGCUUAUCCAAAAAAACUUGCUUUUCAAUACCUAGAAGAUCUAAAAAAUGAAUUUGAGAGAGUCAAUGGGAAUCAAAUUGAAACUGCUGCUAGACCUUAUGCCUUUAUUAAAUUUGAUACAUUCAUACAGAAAACCAAGAAAUUGUAUUUGGAUACCUGCACUCAGAGGAACCUGGCUAAGUUGAAUGAUGAACUUUAUGAAGUCCACCAAAUAAUGACUCGCAAUGUACAAGAAGUUCUUGGUGUUGGUGAAAAGUUGGAUCAGGUCAGUCAAAUGUCUAGCAGGUUGACCUCAGAAUCUCGUAUAUAUGCUGAUAAGGCUAGAGACUUAAAUAGACAGGCUUUGAUUCGUAAGUGGGCCCCUGUAGCCAUUGUGUUUGGAGCUGUCUUCUUCCUCUUUUGGGUCAGAAAGAAGAUCUGGUGAUUCAAUCUUUCAAAGGCAGUUCCUGCACAGUUUUGUUGUGUCUAUUGCAUUCACAUGUUACAUGUAUUAUCAAUGUUAUCAAGAACUCCAGAAUAGAUCUUUUACCUAUGGUGAACACUUCCAUAUCAUCUUGUCAUCUUGUGCUUUUUAUCGAUUGUCUGAUAAGUAACAAAUUCAUGAGUUUGAGAAUAACAUUUUAUGAGGAGAAACCGAGCUACAAAGAAUACUGUGGAUGUGGGCAAUUCAUUUGAUUUUAUAUAUAAAACAGGGAAGUGGACAUUGUUUUAGAAGUAUAAACAUUCUGGUCUACUUUUACAAGGACCAAUAGAGUCGGCUAUCUAGUCAACCUCAA
Nelumbo nucifera (sacred lotus) is the source of this 1628-nucleotide messenger RNA. Its product is annotated as 25.3 kDa vesicle transport protein SEC22-1-like. Gene Ontology annotation, biological process: retrograde vesicle-mediated transport, Golgi to endoplasmic reticulum; endoplasmic reticulum to Golgi vesicle-mediated transport. The record is from RefSeq and is a predicted model, not a curated record. Gene Ontology annotation, molecular function: SNAP receptor activity. Lineage: Eukaryota; Viridiplantae; Streptophyta; Magnoliopsida; Proteales; Nelumbonaceae.